Sceloporus undulatus (fence lizard) is the source of this 1797-nucleotide messenger RNA. It is a transcript of the gene DYNLT3, whose product is annotated as dynein light chain Tctex-type 3. Gene Ontology annotation, cellular component: cytoplasmic dynein complex; cytoplasm; kinetochore. The record is from RefSeq and is a predicted model, not a curated record. Gene Ontology annotation, biological process: microtubule-based movement. NCBI's taxonomy places the organism in Eukaryota, Metazoa, Chordata, Lepidosauria, Squamata, Phrynosomatidae. The coding region runs from base 85 to 435 and encodes 116 amino acids. Gene Ontology annotation, molecular function: dynein intermediate chain binding. The transcript is spliced from 5 exons.
AGGAGGAGCCCUAUAUGUGUCAGAUGCAGGAAGAGGCCCAGGGCGAGGGACCAGGCCCCCGGUGUCUGCAGCUGCCCAAGGGACAUGGAGGAGUUUCAUCCCCACAACGACGAGAUGACCUUUAACACUGAAGAAGCUCACAAUGUUAUUAAAGAUUGCAUAGAAGGUGUCCUGGGCAAGGCAGAUUACAAUCACGACAGCGUCAAUCAGUGGACUGCAGCUAUUGUAGAACAGUCUUUAUCACAUCUGGUAAAACUGGGGAAAACGUACAAGUACAUUGUGACCUGUGCAGUGAUGCAGAAGUGUGGAGCUGGUCUGCAUACAGCAAGCUCAUGUUUUUGGGAUACUACAACUGAUGGUGCCUGCACUGUCAGAUGGGAAAACCGAACCAUGAACUGUGUUGUCAAUGUUUUUGCUGUAGCCAUUAUCCUGUAGCAGACUGGAGAAGCUGCACUGAGUUACGCCAAAGCCUUUAAGUUCAUCUAUACUCAGAGGACACUUUAAGAAUGAUUAGAUAUCAUAGUUAUCAACUAGACUCAAAAGGGGGAAGAAAUGUACUUUUCAAAAGUUUCUGCAUAGGGUGUAUGUAUUAUAGCAGAGCCUAAUCUUUCAGUUUAUCCAGCUGCAGCUUGCUAAAGAGCAAUUGUUACACUUUCAUAUAUCCAUUUUGAUCUGGAGGCCUCUUUUUUCAUCUCUUGAACUGGAAGGGAUGAUAUAGCAGUUAAAUAAAUAGACACAUAAACACUUCAUACGGGGAUGAAGAGAAAAUUAAUAAGUAAGGGGAACAAUAGGUUCUUUAUAAUAUAUGAGCAGCUGGUGAGGCAUUUUGUAUUGAAUAACCAAAAGCUGAUGCUUUAAAACAGUGGAACGUACUGUAUGUAUGUUAUAGAACUGUUAGGUUCUUUGGUAGUGUGUCAGCAGUUCCUCAAGAUAAUGGCAGAUAAGCUUGAUCUUUCUCCCUAGAAUUUGGGGUUACAAGGGAGUGUUGUUUGUUCUUCUAAGAUACACACCUAGUUGGUGCUGGUUGAUGGUGAGAGUCAGCUGCGGCAUUCAGUUGUGCCUCCUCUGAUCUGAUUAAACACCCUGAAGCAUAUCCCAACAUGGAUGGGCUUCAGUGAUCCUCAGCAUACUAAAUUAUGUGAAUCUGCUGACCACCAGUUGGAAAACUAAUUAUUUGAAACAGUUUAGAAGCUUAUUUAAUAGUUCUUAUAGCAUAUUAUAUCAAGCAGAAAACUGAAAAAGUUUUUAGAAUGUUUUCUUCUUUAUGGGAACAAUGUAUCUAGAUGCCAGAGUAUUUAUUUUUCUCAUACAGUGCACACAUAUUCUGCAAGUGCAUGUUGUUAUGCUGGAAUAGGGUGGUUGCUAGUAGUGCUUAAUUUUGUAUAUUGGAAUAAUUAUGAAGAUUAUAUUAACCAAAUUAAAUGAACUCGAUGUGUAACUUUUGGUUCAGUGAUUGGCAGCUCAACCUUAAAAUGUGGUGCACUAAAACAUACAUGGUAAUGGAUACUGUAUCAGUGUAAAAUCACAAACCACACUUUCAUAAUACUGUGGUUCCCUUCACGCAGAUGCAUGCACCCAGACUUUCAGGAUUAGGGUAUAAACGUUUAGAAAAUUUUGCCUAAUAACGGUUAGAUAUCUACAAGGUAAGCAUUUCUGACUAAGAGCCAGUCUUUGAUUAAGCUGAGUUGUGCCUUCAAAUCCCUGCAUGGCCAUGGAAACCUAUUGGAUGAUCUUGGGCAAGUCACAGAUUCUCAGCCUCAGAGGAAGGUAAAGGCAAUACCCCUUUGAACAAAUCUU